Molecule: messenger RNA, 3495 nt
Organism: Acanthochromis polyacanthus (spiny chromis)
Lineage: Eukaryota; Metazoa; Chordata; Actinopteri; Pomacentridae
Gene: crppa
Product: CDP-L-ribitol pyrophosphorylase A
Exons: 10
Coding region: 151-1488 (445 amino acids)
Biological process (GO): protein O-linked glycosylation via mannose; isoprenoid biosynthetic process
Cellular component (GO): cytosol
Molecular function (GO): D-ribitol-5-phosphate cytidylyltransferase activity
Source: RefSeq, a predicted model, not a curated record
ACAGCAGUUAGCUUUGUUAGCUUCCAAGCGGUGUUUCCCUGAUCUCCAUCCACGUUGCCUCCAACUUCCACCCCGCCCAUCCGCCGGGAAUGGACAGUUUUGGGAAAGACCUGCUCUGACCCCCUUCUCCCCACCCCUACCCAUGAGCUGAUGGAGGUCAAUGACAUUAACAUGCAAAGUGAUAACUGUGAACCGGACAGGGCCGCUCAUCCCGGGAUUUUCCUAUGCCACCAGGCCGGGAAGAGCGACCACCAGCCGGCGGGACGCUACGUGGACUUCCCGGUGUCGGUAGUUCUUCCUGCGGGCGGUAGCGGAGAGAGAACCGGACUGCAGACCCCAAAACAGUUCUGCUCGUUCCUGGGCAGACCGCUCAUAAGCUACACUAUCCAGGCUUUCGAGAGGGUGUCGUGGAUCCAAAGCAUCAUGGUUGUUGUUGCCAAAGAAAACAUGGACCUGAUGACCGACAUCAUCCAGCGCUUCCAGCACAGGAAGGUUCGGGUUGUGCCCGGCGGCUCGACUCGUCACAGGUCGAUAUGCAACGGAGUCCUGGCUCUGGGUGAGGAGGAAGGAGGGAGGUCGGCAGCGGAGAGGCCGAAGGUGGUCAUCAUACACGAUGCGGUGCGGCCUUUUGUGGAGGAGGACUUUCUGUACAAGAUAGCAAUGGCUGCCAAGGAACAAGGGGCAGCAGGAGCUAUCCGACCUCUUGUUUCCACGGUGAUAGCCACCACAUCUGAGGGCUACCUGGAUCAUUCUCUGGAGCGAGCCAAGUACAGAGCCAGCGAGAUGCCUCAGGGAUUCACAUAUGAUGUCAUCUGUCAGGCCUAUCAGAGGUGCAGUGAGUCAGACUUUGAGUUUGGCACCGAGUGUCUCCAUCUGGCUCUGCAGUACUGUGGCACCAACGCCAAGCUCAUUGAGGGUCCGCCAACGCUGUGGAAGGUAACCUAUAAACGGGACUUGGCUGCUGCAGAGUCUAUUAUUAAAGAGACUCUGUCAAGGUCGGCCUGCAUUAUCACAGGUGGAUCAACACAAGCAGCGACUCUGGCUGUCGCCCUCCAGAAGGCUGUCAGCGCUCUGGAUAUGGAGCUGGACGUCAUCCCAGAUCUGAUGGGAGACAACGCCAGAUAUCUGUUAAAGGAAUGGAACUUCAUCCAGGUUUCUGUCAAUACUUCAUGCCUUUCUGAAGUGGAGGCCAUGUUUGUAGCUUUAGAGGCAGCAAAUCGAGCUCUUCUCCACCCGCUGGUUGUCAUUUGGGUGCGUUUUAGCAGUAUGGAUGAGCUGUCUGUCAGCGGGAGGAUGGCAGAGCCAGCAGCAAUCAUGGACCUGGCCUCAACAGCCAAGCUCCGAAAUAUACUCCUCUAUGGCAUCCAGCUUCAUCAGUCAAAGGAGGCUGAGCGUUGGGAGAAGUCGGUGUUGAGGGUCGCUGAGAUCGCGUCAGCCCUGAUCCGGGACAGGAGCCCUGCUCUGGUGGGACAGCUUCUACAGGCAUGAAGGGAAGCAGCACCAACACAAAAUCCCCAAGCUAUAACUCAUGAAUACUACUGAGAUGAGACAGUCUGAGACAAUGAUUUUCCUUUUCUCUCCAAAAUCUCUUAAACCUUGCAUCAGUGACUGCAAGGUUCACGGAAUAGUCCCAAAAUGAGGCGCUGGGGACUUACUGAGGACAGUCGUAAAAAGAGAAUUGUCGAAAUCAAAGCAGCAAACUCCAACACUCUGACUUUUAGUUGUAUGUAUGUAUGCACCAGAAUCCUAUAUUUUCUGUAAUGUGGCUCAGUAGCAUGUUUUGUUGGAUACUUCCUGCCUGGUAAACACCCAAAUCCUUUGCUGAUGGCCUCUCAUUAUUUCGUAGUAGCUAGAACUGUAGACUCCAGAUUGAUUGGUUGGUUGAACAGUAUCUGGUAUUGCACUACGAACAAAAGUACUACAUCAGAAAUCUUCCAGGAUUAAUUAUUUGUGGCAGUGAAAGAGACAGACGACCUGUGAACACCCCCAUGUUUCCAUAACUCCAAAUUCUAGCUCUAACUCAUUUAACGUUUACUCAAUAUUUACUUGAAGUUGACUACAAACUAAUAAAAGUCAAUUAUACACUUUGCAAACAACACUUUAUGUAUCACAGCUCAACAACCAACAUGGUGUAUCAUCUAAAAAUGGUAGGCUAACUUCGUAUUCCCAAACAGUUUUUCUGCAAGAAUCACCACUUGAUAUAGUUCUAUUUUAAGAAAUCAUAUGAAUAUGGGCAGGUGCAUGCUAGUCUGCUUGUCUUGUUUCCUUUUCAGUAUAAAAUAUCAAGGGGCAAAUAAUUUAAUAUGCUGCAAAUACCAGCUUUUUGUGUUCAUGUGUAAUUCAUUUAUGCUAAUUCAUUUAGAGUCUCGGCCAAACAGUGGCAGUAAAAGGUGUACCAGAGUCUUUGUUGUGAUAAACCACAAUUUAAAGGGAUUUAAAGAGAAGUUUUGGGGUCCAGCAGCAGCAAAUGACAGAGAAAGUUAGAUCUCCUCUCCACCGGGAAAGCUUCUCCAUACCUGCAAUCAUUCAUGGAGAGUUGUAUCACAUAGUAAACGUGCAUUUAAGGCUGCUUUUUUGUUGGCUUGUUUUUGUAUUGAUUUGAGAUAUGUUUUCUGUUUAACUAGUUAUGCUGUGUUUGCCCCAGGGUAUCAGUAGAGACAAUCUACAAUCUACAAAAGAGGCACAAUUCAAACAUUUAUUUCAGUUUCUUGUUUGAUAAGUUAGAUUGAAAGGUGAGCAAAAAAAUCACUCCUACAAUGUUUGUUGUUUUCAGUAAAGCACACGAGGAAACGGUUUAUAAAUCAUUUAUAUUGCUUGUGGCAUUAUUUUUCAGAAAUACCUGUUCUAACACAAGUUUUAUGCCACCAGUCAUGCAGGUCUUGCUCUAUCCUCUUCAGGAAAAGUAUUUUGAAAGUUUAUUCGUGCGUCAAAGAAGGCUGGACAUCAUAAGUACGAUGAUUAAGAACAAAAAGACCAACGGCACCAAUGCAUUAGUCUCUGGCUUGUCCAUUCACUUCUACUGAACAUCUUUAGAAGGACUGUGUUGCAGCUGAUUGAUGCAAAUUUGGCGUGUUAGUAUUUACAGCAACAGGAUAGCGUGUGUGGGACUGAAUCAAAGUGAGCUACAGUGUGUUCAUGGUAUGGAAGAAGAAUGUGUUUGCUCUCUGACUCACUGAUGUGUGCGAGUUUCUGGAGCUCUGUGGCGCUGACAACAAAGACAUGUCAAGCUUUGGAUCAGUUCAUUAGUGGUUUCAUUUUUUAAUCUGCAGUUGUUGUAAAAGAGUGAUUAUUUCUGUGGUUGUCAUGGACCUACACUAAGAGGCCACAUCGCAUUGACGUAUUACUGUGGAAAUUUGAAUUACACUGCAUGAGCCAUAAAACUGGGUGUCGAAACCGCUGCUUUUGCCACAGGAUGAAGCUGCAGCCAAAUGUAAGGGUGCUCAUAUUUUUGUACGCCAUUAAAAUAAUAAAUGUGACAUGAUGAUCUUUUUUUUU